UAAUAAUGAAACUAUAAGUGAUAAUGAAACUAUAUAUUACAAAACUACAAAUAAUGAAACUACUGAUAAUGAAAUCAUAAAUAAAAUUACAAAUAAUGAAAUUACAAAUGAUGAAACUAUAGUAAUAGAUAAUGAUAAUAAUUUAUCAGAUAUAUUUUUUGCAGUAAAUAAAGAAACUAUAGCUCUAGCUCAUGAAUUAGCAGUAAAAAAAUCAGCUUUAGAAAGUGAAGAUAAUGAAUUGUUAGAAACUCUAAAUGAUAUUGAUAACAUUUUAUUUGAAGUUGGAACAGAAUCUACUUUUUCAACAGAAAAUAAUGAAGAAUUAGCUUUAUCUUCAAAUACUAAUAAAAACUACUUAGAGCUAAAAUCCUAUUAU
This is a messenger RNA of Ambispora leptoticha, 376 nucleotides long. NCBI's taxonomy places the organism in Eukaryota, Fungi, Glomeromycota, Glomeromycetes, Archaeosporales, Ambisporaceae. The record is from the annotation of a GenBank genome assembly.